GUCAGUGACGAACGCACAGUAGAGGAGAAAGGAGAGGAGAAGAAAAGAGACAGGAGAGGUGUUUAAUGUGGCGCCACCAUGCUCUAACCGCUGCUCCGUGACUGAGUGAACGCCUGGAUGUGAAAAAGCUCCACCCACCAGCUCUCACCUCCACUCUCCACUCUCUGCUGACCUGAGUCCGAUGGCAAAGCAUGACCCGAACGAGGCCCCUCCUCCGUACUACUCUGUUGCCGUGCACACCCAGCCCCCCCUCAAACCCCACGAGGAGGUGGUGUAUGGCGUUGGUCCAGGCCUGACACCCCCCACCCGUCCGCAUUACAUCCCCCAGUAUCCCCCACCUGUGGUCGUUCCCCAAGUCACGCAGUCAAGCAUACCCCCCAGAGGUAAGAGGAGGAGAUGCUGCGAGAAUAAUUCCCAGUGUUAUGGAGGGUCAGGGGGAGUGUUGCUGGUGCUCGCUCUGCUGGCACUGGCCAUCUGGCUUGGAGUUCGUUAUGGCACCCGAGUGGCAACAGUAGCGAUCCUCCAUGGUGACGACGAUGAUCCCAUCAGUGAAAAUCAGCCUCUGCCAGAGUAUGACACCUGCCCCAACAAUACUGUCCAAUGUGAUGCAAUAAGCGACUGCCAACUGGGCACCGACGAGACAAACUGUGUGAGGUUCGGCAGGGACGGCAGUCUGCAGGUCAAGACAUCCCAAGAUGGCCGCUUCCUGCCAGUGUGCUACAAAGGCUGGGACCAGAGCUACGCCGACCAGACCUGCGCUCAGCUCGGAUUAAGACAGUCCUAUUUUACCAAAGCAAUUCAGUCCCAGGCGUCCGUGGGUUUAACAGUGACCAGCAGAUCAUCUUUGCCGAUCCAGGGUUUGGUAAACGUCAGUUCUUCCUGUCCGGACCAGGAGACCGUCUCCCUGCAGUGUAUGGACUGUGGUCGGCAGCAGUCUACAUCCCGGAUCAUUGGGGGCAGCAAAGCUAAGGAGGGUCAGUGGCCUUGGCAGUUGUCGGUCCACUUCAGAGGAUCCCACGUCUGCGGAGGAGUCAUGAUCUCUCCGGAUUUUGUGCUCACCGCUGCCCACUGCUUCCCAAGAGGCAACUCUUUAGCCCUCUCUGCAGAUAACUGGAAAGUGUACGGUGGAGUGGUGUCUCUGGACAGACUACCUCAGCCCUACCUGGUGAAGAAGAUCCUGCUGAACGAGAACUACAACAGCCAAACCAAUGACCAGGACGUCGCUCUGCUCAAACUUACAUCUCGGGUUGCUUUCAAUGAUAAAGUUCAGCCAGCUUGUCUGCCAACAACUGACCAGCGAUUUCCCCAAGGAACCAAAUGCUGGACCUCUGGUUUUGGCACCACAGAGGCUGGAUCAGACACAGUCUCCAAGGAUCUGAUGGAGGUGACUGUGGACAUCAUCAGCAGAGAAGUGUGUAACAGCCCCAGCGUGUACGGAGGCUCCGUGACCAGGAACAUGCUCUGUGCUGGGAACCUGGACGGAGGCAGAGACUCCUGUCAGGGGGACAGCGGUGGACCUCUGGUGUGUCAGGGGGAGAGCCGUUGGUACCUGGUGGGGAUCACGAGCUGGGGAGCUGGCUGCGGGAGAAGAAACAAGCCUGGGGUUUACGCCAAAGUCAGCAGUGUUUUGCCCUGGAUCUACAGCAGAAUGCAGCGAGAGAGGCCGUGAUGUCCCUUUGUCGGCUGCUGGUGGUCCACUUUCCCCACCUCCCCAACGAACCCUGCACUAUGAAGUCUUCUCAGAGCUCUGGAUGGGUUUGCACAUUUACAGUUACACCUGAUGAGGUGGCACUGUUGGUGGAAAGACAGGCGGAUGAAAGCUGGUUUUAGGGGAGAGGCAGCACGAAAUACACAACUUGAACACAGGACUUCCGUCUCGGUGUUUGGCAUCACCCAUACUCACCCUCUGCCGCGCGGCGGUUAUGUGUAUUACCUGAACCUGAUUACGGAUGCGCACUAAUCGAUGCACUGACUUCAGUCUUGCAUUCUUGAUUUUAUUCCUCUGUCUCUUGGUGUCUCAGCCGCACAGUACACUUGCGUUUACCUACUUGUUCAGCAUGCUUUAAAGACGGCUGGCCCUUCUCUCAUGUGUUCUGUGCCAAUGAAACACAGUCCACUCCACUGUGAUCUCCUUAACUGGGUAGAGAAUGAUGCUCGUUAAAAAUGAUUCAUGAUUGUAGAGGUGUGUUUUUUUUCUCAGGGACACAUCUCAGGCUUUUGAAUGUUGAUUCUUGUUUACUGUAGUAAAAUGAAGAAAGGACACUUUAUGCAUUCACUCUGUGACUCCCUUGCUGAGCUGGCACUCUGUCUGCACACUGAAACCUCCCCUUAUACUCACACUGUGAAGUUGUUCAGAGAUUGUUCUUCUUACACUGUAUGCCAAUGUGUGUGUUCUCUGUGUGUCAUAUUUAUGUGCAUUUGCCAUGUUUUCUUACAGAGUUUUCUAUUUGUCUAAUGUGUGGGAUCACUGAGCUUUAUACACUGAGCAUACGUAAAAUAAAGAUCAAGGAAAAUGGU
This is a messenger RNA of Chelmon rostratus (copperband butterflyfish), 2517 nucleotides long. RefSeq names its product transmembrane serine protease 13a (gene tmprss13a). The transcript has 13 exons. Lineage: Eukaryota; Metazoa; Chordata; Actinopteri; Chaetodontiformes; Chaetodontidae. The record is from RefSeq and is a predicted model, not a curated record. Gene Ontology annotation, molecular function: serine-type endopeptidase activity. Gene Ontology annotation, biological process: proteolysis. Gene Ontology annotation, cellular component: membrane. The coding region runs from base 182 to 1669 and encodes 495 amino acids.